AUGGUAGAAAUCAGUUGUCAUGGAAAUUUAUUUAUUGUUAACCAAAUAGUACAAUUAGUUUUGGAAAAUGGGGCUGCUCUGGCCAAAGAAGGAGAAUUCACCAAAAAAGCUUUUUUCAACAGAAAAUUAAAUUUAAUUCAAGCUAAUGUUAUCAAUGAUUUAAUUCAUGCAUCUAGUUUAGAAGAAGCCAAUUUAGGCCUCAAUAAUUUAAGUUCUGAACCCCAAAAAGAAUUAGAAUUUAUAAAAAAUGAACUACUAGACAUAAUUGCUAAUAUUAAAGUAAAUAUUAAUUAUCCGAAAUAUAAUGGGGUAGAAUACUUAACAGGUCAGGAAGUUUUACCUUGCUUAAAUAAAUUAGUGAAAAAACCGAAAACCAUUAAAGAAAGCAGUAAAAAAGCUUGGAUCUACCUAGAAGGAUUAAAAGUUGCUAUUGUGAGUAAGCCAAAUAUAGGAAAGUCUACUCUUUUAAAUGUUCUGCUUCAAGAAAAAAAAGCCAUUGUUUUUCCAAUUGCUGGGACAUACAUUAUUAAUAAAAAUUCAGAGAUCCCAUCACUAGAGUUAUAA
Messenger RNA from Dentiscutata erythropus, 564 nucleotides. The record is from the annotation of a GenBank genome assembly. Lineage: Eukaryota; Fungi; Glomeromycota; Glomeromycetes; Diversisporales; Gigasporaceae.